This is a messenger RNA of Pseudogymnoascus verrucosus, 2652 nucleotides long. RefSeq lists its product as uncharacterized. The transcript has a single exon. Gene Ontology annotation, cellular component: plasma membrane. NCBI's taxonomy places the organism in Eukaryota, Fungi, Ascomycota, Leotiomycetes, Thelebolales, Thelebolaceae. Gene Ontology annotation, biological process: copper ion import; iron ion transport; intracellular iron ion homeostasis. The record is from RefSeq and is a predicted model, not a curated record. The coding region runs from base 1 to 2652 and encodes 883 amino acids. Gene Ontology annotation, molecular function: ferric-chelate reductase activity.
AUGUCGACAUUUAUAGGGAAAGGGGUGGAGGGUGCGUCAAAUACGGUUGCGGAAUUAGCAAGGAGAGUAAACAUACCAACGACGGAGUCCAGUCUACCGGGCCAGAUCGAAGCAAACACUGUCGAUCCGUGGACGGAGGCUGGAAAAUAUGCGCUGGGCUGGACAUACUUUUGCGCGGUGAUGGUGUUUCUGGUUUCUGCAACGCGUGUAUACCACUGGUGGACAGACAAGAUGAGACAGGCGCUGUACAAAACAGAGGUGCAAAAGCACAUGCUGGCCUAUUCGCCAGAGUCGGAAUAUGCCAUGAGCAAUAUGGAAACAAGUAACACGGUUGAUCAGCUCUUCCCGCGCGAGAUUGAGAAGCCAAUUCGACCGGACUAUCAAUCGUCUGCCUCUUCGAUAAACUUCAUCAAUGAUACGCUGGCGUUAUUUCGAUGGAUCUUUUAUCGCCCGAUUCCAGAAAUCAACUAUUAUAAGAAGAAGCGCCUUAGCUUUCCCUCCUUGGCAGUGGUGGGCAUAAUAUUUAUCGCAUUGGCCUUCGUUGCUCUCUACUGCUUCCUACCACAGCCACUGUACUGGCAAAGCAUGGCUUUCGGCUCCCCUCCCGUUGCUAUCCGAGCCGGGAUGCUGGCUGUGGCCAUGACUCCAUGGAUUGUGGCUUCAUCCAUGAAAGCGAAUCUGAUAACGAUGUUAACGGGUAUUAGCCACGAGAGGCUAAAUGUGUUGCAUAGAUGGGGCGGAUAUCUAUGCUUGUUCCUCGCACUCGUGCACACAGUGCCGUUUUACAUGCAGGCAGCCAGCGAUAGCAAGGGCUAUGAACAGUUCCAACUCCUGUUUCCAAAUACCAGUGGAUACAUCUUCGGAACGGGAAUCGCCUGUCUCGCACCUCUAGGAUGGCUUUGCAUCGGGUCCCUGCCAUUUCUGCGCAGCAUGGCGUACGAGUUAUUCCUCGUUCUCCACAUACCAGUCUCAGUAGCCUAUGUCGGCUUGCUAUUCUGGCAUUGCCGCAACUUUCUCACGUCUUGGAGUUAUCUCUACGCCACCGUUGCGAUCUGGGCACUCUCUUAUUUCAUCCGAGCGUUCAAUUUGAACUGGAUGAACCCGAGGAGGCUAUCAUUCCUCGUCGGCGAUGAAGCGGCUGUCCAACUGAUGGCUGAGAAUGCGAUCAAGGUCACUAUACCCACGCAGAUGAAGUGGCGCCCAGGCCAAUUCGUAUACCUGCGAAUGCCCGGAAUCUCCGUUUUCGACAACCAUCCAUUCACAAUUUCGUCUCUGUGCAGUGAAGAUUUCCCCUCUGAUUACGGCGAGUUGUACCGAGAUUGCACUGUAGUUUUCCGUCCAUUCGGUGGUUUUACUCGCAAAGUGCUCGAGACGGCAACCGAGAAGGGCCCGUUCCAGACGUAUCGAGCAUACCUUGAUGGGCCAUACGGUGGAAUGCAAAGAGAGCUUGCAGCUUUUGAGACGGUCGUUUUGAUUGGAGGCGGAAGUGGUAUUACAGCAAUUGUCUCACAGCUCUUGAAUCUCAUCAAAAGAAUGAGAGAUGGAAAGGCGGUGACCCUUAAGAUCGAAGUUAUCUGGGCGUUGAAGAGGCUUGAGGCGAUGGAUUGGUUCCGAGAGGAACUUCGCAUCUGCCGCGAGUUUGCACCGCCGGACACAGUAACUUGCCAGUUUUUCGUGACUGCCGCUGUAAGGCAGAGCAGGAUACAAGGGUUCAGCGAGCGCGCGCCAAGGCCUCUCAGUAAUAUGUUCCACGACAAGCUAGACGGCUUUGUGGCGGGUAUUGCGUCGAAGAGGAAUUCGGCGCUGAUCCGAGACGAGGCACAGGGUGAUCCAGAGAGAGAACGAGAAUUGAGAGAGGAAGACCAGGAUGCUAUUACGGCCUUACCGCGCCAAAAACACCUACAGCCGACCGUCUUCCCACCACCUCCAAAACAAAGUUACAAUGGCGCCCCAGCCGAUCCGGGCUCUGCACGAAGGGCAUCACUUAGAGCCCUAGAAGGCCGCAGAGAAAGCUCGGACGAUGACCACUCCGCCACACGAAACUACCUCUCGCCGAACUCAUCAAGGCUCAGCAGCAACCGCGAAUUCCACUUCCCCCCUCCAUCUCCCGGCCGCAAUGCACCACACUUCCAAUACGCCCCGCCAUCUCCCAAUAGGGCCUCUUUCUCUCCCCAGCUAUCCGAUGGGCCCCAAUCACACCAAUCAACCCCCUCGCAAGGCUCUGGCGCCUUCCCUCCCCCACCACCACCCGCACACGUCCGCACCGGCAAAUCCCUCGACCUCUCUAUCACCAUCCCCUCAACCGGCGCACCCGCCCCCUCUGCAGCUGCAGACUUCGACUUCGGCUUCCCGAGCACACCAACCGAGUUCCAGAAGAACUUGAUGCGCUUCGCCUUCGUGAACCCGCUCAAGAAGAAGGAGGGUUGGUCGACUGAGUAUGGUCGCCCGGACUUGGCGUAUAUGCUCAAGGAGAUGGCGACGGGUGGUGCGGAUGGACGUGGUAUCCUGGGGAGAAGGACGUGCGUGUUUGUGUGUGGACCGCCGGCUAUGCGUAUUGAUGUCGCGAAUGCGGUGGCGGGGCUGCAGGCGGAUAUCUGGGGAGAUGAUAGUAAGGAUGAGAUUUUCUUGCAUACGGAGAAUUAUGCGAUAUAG